Molecule: messenger RNA, 588 nt
Organism: Diatraea saccharalis (sugarcane borer)
Lineage: Eukaryota; Metazoa; Arthropoda; Insecta; Lepidoptera; Crambidae
Source: the annotation of a GenBank genome assembly
AUGGCAUUCAAGUUUGUCGUAUUCAGCUGCCUGGUCGCUGCCGCCAGCGCCGGCAUCAUCCCUGCCGCCGCUCCCAUUGCGUACUCGUCUCCCGUCGCUUAUGCCGCGCCUGUAGCCAAAUACGCUGCCCCCGUGGCCUAUGCCGCUGCUCCAGUUACCAAAGUCGUCCAAGCUGAAGCUUACGACUCCCACCCACAAUACACAUUCGCAUAUGAUGUACAGGACGGACACACCGGAGACUCCAAGACACAGCACGAAACUCGCGAAGGUGAUGUUGUUAAGGGUUCCUACUCCGUUGUUGACCCUGAUGGCACAAAGCGCACCGUCGAGUAUACCGCUGAUCCCCACAACGGUUUCAAUGCUGUCGUGCACAGGGAACCUCUCGCCGUGAAGGUUGCCGCACCCGUCGCCUAUGCCGCCCCCGUUGCCAAGGUUGCUUAUGCUGCACCCGUAGCCAAAGUUGCCUACUCAGCCCCCGUCGCGUAUGCCGCACCCGUAGCUAAAAUCGCAGCCCCUGUGACUUAUGCCGCUGCCCCUGUUGUACAUUCCGCUCCUGUUGCCUACUCAGCCCCAAUCUAUCACCAUUAA